AUGGCAGGGCGGAAGGGAAAAGAGAACGAUCCUUGGAUCCGCUGGUUUGACGUGUCGGAUCCCCAAAUGCACGAGAAAGGCUACACCAUAUACAAGGUUACAUUGAAGACAUUUCCUCGUGGAAAAGCAGAGGCAGAUUCGGAGGUGGUUGUUUGGAGGAGAUAUAAUGACUUUAAGAAACUCCACAAGGCUCUGUCUGCAAGAUAUAAACACCUGGCCAGAUCGGAGCCCUUCCCAGCAUUUGCAAAAGCUAAGAUAUUUGGUCGGUUUGAUGAAGCAGUGGUGGAAGAGCGGAGACAGAGUGCGCUCGAGUUGUUAGAGUUUGUAGGGAAGAUCCCUUACCUUGCCAGCAGCAGCAUUUUACAGACAUUCUUUGAGGGAGGUUUACAGGUGGACCCUGAGGGGGAGCAGAAGGUGCUGAGAGAAGCUGUGCUCCAGCCUGACGUGGUCUCCCCACCCCCAGGGGAUGCUGUGGAGGAAACAGAAGAGGACGUCAGGGAGUCCCCUCAGCAGGAGUCCGAGGGAAACAGGGAGCAGAGUUUAGGUUUGUUUUAG
This is a messenger RNA of Branchiostoma floridae (Florida lancelet), 555 nucleotides long. Its product is annotated as sorting nexin-15-like. Bases 1 to 555 code for a protein of 184 amino acids. Gene Ontology annotation, molecular function: phosphatidylinositol binding. The transcript has 5 exons. Lineage: Eukaryota; Metazoa; Chordata; Leptocardii; Amphioxiformes; Branchiostomatidae. The record is from RefSeq and is a predicted model, not a curated record.